Messenger RNA from Fusarium coffeatum, 1455 nucleotides. RefSeq lists its product as uncharacterized. Gene Ontology annotation, biological process: phenylalanyl-tRNA aminoacylation. Lineage: Eukaryota; Fungi; Ascomycota; Sordariomycetes; Hypocreales; Nectriaceae. The record is from RefSeq and is a predicted model, not a curated record. The transcript is spliced from 2 exons. Gene Ontology annotation, molecular function: tRNA binding; phenylalanine-tRNA ligase activity; ATP binding. The coding region runs from base 1 to 1455 and encodes 484 amino acids. Gene Ontology annotation, cellular component: cytoplasm; mitochondrion.
AUGAGACUCUACGUCCAGGGCAUGCGCUGCCUGAGGGCUUCUGCCCCGCGAGCCGUCCAGCUUCCCCGGAGCUCUGUACUGCUGCGAACAGCUUGCGCUGUAAGAGCCUACUCGUCGGUACCCCCGAAGGGAUCUUCAGGCUCUGUGACUAUCCGUGGACAAACUAUUAAGACUGACCCGGAGUGGUUCAAUGUCCCCGAAAACGUCCUCGAUGCUACUACAAGGAAGCUUCACUUACUUAAAGACCACCCUGUGUCCAUCACUCGCCAGAUCAUUCAGUCUAACUUCCCUGAGCCAACCUUCAAGUACCACAAUGAGUUUAGUCCCGUUGUGUCGACAAAGCAGAACUUCGACUCGCUAGGAUUCCCUUUGAACCACCCUGGCCGCGCUCUGUCCGAUACAUAUUAUAUCAACAGCGAGACGCUUUUGCGAACACAUACGAGUGCCCACCAAGCCGAUACCUUCCGAGCAAAUGAAAGCGCCGGUUAUCUUGUUUCAGCCGAUGUGUACCGGCGAGAUGCCAUUGACCGAAGCCAUUAUCCUGUAUUUCACCAAAUGGAGGGCGCCAUGUCCUGGGAUCGUACCAAGGUUCCCAACGGCGACGUCGCUGCGGCUGUGUGGAGGGAUUUCGAGAAGCUGCCUGUCCACGGAGUCAAGGUAGACGACCCUAAUCCUGCCAUGCACCCUGAGCGCAACCCACUCCAAGAUACGCACCACACAGCUGCCGAGGCUGAGGCUAUUGGUGCCCAUCUGAAGAGAUCAUUGGAAAACAUGGUUGUCGACAUCUUUAGCCGAGCCAAGGCCACUGCGAUUAAAGAGGAUCCCAACUUCGUGGACGAACCCCUCCAAAUGCGAUGGGUUGAGGCUUACUUCCCAUUUACCAGCCCCUCUUGGGAGUUAGAAGUCUACUAUGCUGGUGACUGGCUUGAGGUGUUGGGAUGUGGUGUUGUCAAGCAGGAUAUCUAUAUCAAUGCCGGCGUGCCAAACCAACUGGGCUGGGCUUUUGGCAUUGGCAUUGACCGCAUUGCAAUGCUUCUCUUCAAGAUCCCAGAUAUCCGCCUAUUCUGGUCCAAGGACAAGCGAUUCCUGUCCCAAUUUGAAGGUGUCACCGAUAAUCUGGACAACCUUAAGCGCUUCGUCCCCUUUUCCAAGUACCCUCCCUGCCCCAAGGACGUGUCUUUCUGGCUUAGCUCCACGACAGCAGCCGGCGGCAACACUAAGGGAACAUUCCACGAAAACGAUGUGAUGGAAAUUGUCCGUAACGUGGCUGGUGAUGUAGUCGAGGAUGUGCGACUCAUCGACGAGUUCACUCAUCCCAAGACCGGACGAAAGAGCAUGGCGUAUCGUAUCGUAUACCGCAGUCUGGAGAGAACUCUGACUAACGACGAGGCCGUUGCUUUCCACGAGGACGUCCGUAAAGCUCUGGUCAAGGAGCUAGGCGUUGAGCUCCGAUAG